AUGAAGAACAUCACUUCAUUGUGGUUCUCUGGGCGCCUGCCCAGCCUGACAGCACAUGGCGUGCAGGCGUACUACGUUACUGAGAACUUCUUCUCGCACGGGCAGGUCAAGUUCAGCAACUGUUCUGCGGUCACGUGGAACACGUAUUUAAACUGCCUCGCGCCGUACAAUGGCAUCUGCGGCUUUGCGUAUUCCCAAAGGUCUGCUGCAGCGUGUGCUGCGUUCUGUGGGCUGAGGGUCGGUGCCACUGGCCCUCUGUGUGGGGGCCAUGGCUACUGCUCUCAGAAUACCCGUACUGGAGCAUGGAAGUGUGUGUGCGAUCCCAACUACAUGGUCAACAGCAGCAACUUCAACACCUGUGUGCCUGGAGCUGCGCGCACAUCUCUGGCGUCUGCCUUGGCAUACGUCUCCCUUGGGGGCUCUGCCUCGCUGCUUUCCAACGGCUCCAUUCUGCUCACCAGCGGCGCUGCCAGCCAGCAAGGCUCUGCCCUUGCGUUGCCCGCGCUGCGCCUCUUCUACAUUCCGGACAAGCGCUCUCCCUGCGGCACCCAGCUGGGCUUCCGAGUUGCCUUCAGCUUCGCCAUGACCCCCGGGGAUCAGGGGGCGGGUGGGGAAGGCCUUGCGUUUGUGGUGGCAGCAGCUGCUGCUGGCAAGGGGGUGAGUGUGGGGCUGGGAGGGGUGGGGAAGCGGAGUGUGGCGGUGGAGUUUGACUCGGUGCUGAGUGUGAAGCACAGCGACCCCAACGACAACCACGUGGGCGUCAAUGUGGGCGGCUCACCUGUGUCCCUCGCCUCUGCCACGGCCCCUCUCAUCCUCAACGACGCCCACACCAAGCACGCCUGGAUCCACUACGACCCCACCAGCGGCGGCACCCUCCGAGUCUUCCUCUCCUCCGACCCCCACCAGCCCCCCACCCCCACCCUCACAGCAAGCGUGUCUCUCUGCUCCGUGCUCAAGCCCACUGCAUCCGACUCUCUCUUCCUCUUCGGCUUCGUCGCCCUCUCAGCCAGCCAGCCCCAAAGCCAUGUCAUUCUGUCCUGGAGCUUCAUCACAGGUAUGGUAUGCUGCCUAACACCAUACCCAUCCCCGUCUGUUUAA
Closterium sp. Yama58-4 is the source of this 1098-nucleotide messenger RNA. The record is from the annotation of a GenBank genome assembly. Lineage: Eukaryota; Viridiplantae; Streptophyta; Zygnematophyceae; Desmidiales; Closteriaceae.